GCAGGCGUGUACAGUACUACAGGGUGUGGAGGAGCUGGCGGGAGACUAGGGACUUGCAGUAUCACUGUGGAACUGCAACUAACGCUUGCCUCUGCAAUCGACAUGGCGCCUUUUGCUGCUCGUCAGUUUGAGCCCCGGCUUCACCUUCUCCUAUCAGCUGCUGUGGCAAUCUGUUCCGCUUUUAACAUCGAUGUAAAGUAUCCAAUUAUUAAAGAGGGACCAUCCGGCAGCUACUUCGGAUAUUCGGUGGCUUUGCACCGGCAGUUGAAAGAUCAGGAUCGCUACCUGUUGCUGGUUGGUGCUCCUCAGGCAGCAGGUCUCAAGGAUCAAUUGGCAAACCGCACAGGAGCCUUAUUCUACUGCCCUGUAUCACUAUCACGCCAAGACUGUAAACGUGCCAUGUUUGAGAAGCCAACUGAUCCACAAACUGAAAGUAAGGAAGACCAGUGGCUUGGAGUCACAGUGGCAAGCCAAGGGCCUGGUGGGAAGGUGCUGGUAUGUGCACACCGCUAUGAGAAGAGACAACUGACCCAACAGGAUGAGAAGAGAAUUUUGGUGGGUCGCUGUUUUGUCAUAAGUGACAACAUCGCCAUCAAUCCAGAUGAUGACUGGGACACUUCUCCAGUGCAGUUCUGUGAAAACAUAGGGGACGACCACCAGGGACUGCUUAUGUGUCAGCAGGGCAUGGCUGCAGGAUUCACACACCCCAAUCACUACGCAUAUUAUGGGGCGCCGGGUGGCUGGAACUGGCAAGGAACUGUCCAAGUCGCACAAAAGAACAUCACAUUUGUCGAGCUCAAUAUAUUGGAUGAUGGCCCUUACCUGCUUCAAGAUUUAGAAAAGGCUCACAGCUACAUAGGAUAUGCACUCACUUCUGGAAAGAGGAUCACACAUGAGGACCAAUUCAGCUAUGUGGCAGGUGGCCCCCGCCACAAUCACACAGGGGCAGUGUUUCUUCUUGGAAUCAGCAGCACAGAUGACCUAAGUAUAACGCACACUAUAAUGGGAAGUCAAACAGGAUCAUACUUUGGGAGUUCAGUGGUUGUUGCUGAUCUUGACAAUAAUAGCUGGCAAGACAUAAUUGCCGGGGCUCCUCAUUACUUUGACCACAAGAAGGAGAUCAGCGGGGCUGUGUAUAUUUACAUGAAUGUGGCGGGGAAGUUCCCAGACAAACCCAACCUGGUGUUAAAUGGCUCACUGGGCUCUAUGUUUGGUCACACCGUCAGCAGUAUUGGAGACAUUAAUCAAGAUGGAUUUCAAGAUAUCGCCAUUGGAGCUCCUUACGAUGGUUCUGGCAAAGUUUUUAUUUACCAUGGCAGCAAGGAUGGACUAGACCCUAAACCAAGUCAGAUCAUCGAUGGAGCAGACCUAGGAAAAUCUGAUCAUAUCAAGACAUUUGGCUAUUCAAUCAAUGGAGGGAUUGAUGUCGAUAAGAACGAUUACCCUGACAUUUUAAUCGGAACAUUAUCCGACCGAGUCAUUUUACUGAGAUCUCGACCAGUUAUUAAUAUUAGUAACAAUUUCACUGUGCGCCCAAAAAUCAUCGAUCCCAGCGUCUGCAGCAUAAAAUCCUGUAUCACAGUGAAGGUUUGCUUCUCGUACAUCGUGAGUACUGGGAAUAAAAAGUACAAUCGCAACAUUACUCUUGAGUACACAUUGGAGGUCGAAAAAGAGAGGCGCACUUCUCCACGUGUUAAAUUUGUUAAGACAAACAGUGACACUUAUUCUGGGUUUUAUUCAAUGCCGAGAGGAAAAUGCCAGACUGUCCACCUGGGAUUGAUGGACAAUGUGGAGGAUAAACUUCAACCCAUUUCUAUCCAUCUGAGUUACGUUAUUAUUAAUAAAAGUGAGUCUGGUCAAAGAAUGGUCGAUAUGAAUGAUUAUCCCAUUUUGAAUGUACUCCAACAGCAUGCUGACACACAAGAGGUACACAUUCAGAAGGAAUGUGGCAAUGAUCGGAUCUGCAAAAGCAAUCUCCAAAUGAAAUAUGGGUUUGCCAGAUUAGGGAUCAAUGACAUGCUUCACCCCAUCAGAAGAAUAAAUGACAAGCAAAUCUUGGAGUACAACCCACAAUUCAACUCAUACGCCCCUAAGCUUGUAUUGCAAGUGAAUGUAACAAAUUUCCCAACAACAUCCACUAAUGGCGAGGAUGCACACCAGGCCAGGCUGAACAUUACUCUGCCUGAAACGUUGACAUAUGCCGGUCUUCGUGCAGAAUUAGUAAAGUGCAAUCCUGUGGACCGUUACGUCGUGAUCUGUGAAUUGGGAAAUCCUUUCAAAAAGAAUCAGAUGGCUAUGUUCAAUAUAAUUCUUGAAAUAAGUGGAAUAACUCUUAAUACGAGAGAGAUUGAUGUGGCGCUCCAACUUUUAACGGAAAGUGUGCAAAGUGAUUUGAAAUCCGUUUUGGCAUCAGUAUCUGUGGAAAUUCAACUGCAAGUUAACCUUAUUGGGGAAAAGAAAAUACAGCAAACAUACUUCAGUGGUACUGUCAUGGGUGAAAGUGGAAUGCAGAGUGUUGAAGAUGUAGGAAGCCCUGUGGACUUCACCUUUGAGGUGACAAAUCUUGGAGAGUCUUUGGGUGACUUAGGAACACUUUACCUCAGCUUUCUGUGGCCAUAUGAAAUCAGUAAUGGGAAGUGGUUGCUAUAUCUCACUGAAAUUGAAAUGAAUGGGACAGCAAACCAGUACUGCGUGCCAGCAGAAAACAUUGUAAAUCCACUGCAUUUAACGAUGAAUAAAGGAGCAAGCCGCCCAGAAAGAAAAAAACGUGAACUGAGAUCUGCAGCUGCCAAGAAUUUAAAAGUACCGGCUACACUUAAAAAAGGAAAAGGCGACUUGAGCUUAGAUUGUAAACAGGAACACUCAGCUCGGUGUCAGCAAUUUAAUUGUCUGCUGCACAACAUGACUCACAAGGCUACAGUAACGAUCCGAGCACGGCUGUGGAACAGCACCUUCCUGGAGGAAUACAGGGACUACAGUCGGAUUAUUGUACUCAUAGAGGCAUCCUUGCACUUGAUGACAAAUAUUUCCACAAUCAAAAUGACACAACCAGAUGUGACAACAUUUCUCUAUAUUGAGUCCCAAGUUAAUGAUGAACCGCCUUAUGAGAUAUCAGAAUGGAUCAUUGCAGUAGCAGUGCUGGCAGGAAUCAUACUGUUGAGUCUGAUAAUACUUUUACUAUGGAAGUGUGGUUUCUUCAAGAGAGCGAACACACGAGCCAUGUAUGAAGCCAAAGAGCAAAAGGCUGAAAUCAAGAUUCAGCCUUCAGAAACUAAGCGGCUUACUGAUGGUGACUAAUGCUGGCCAACCUCGCUUCCUGCACUUUUUGUGUGGCUUCUUCAAGAGAACACGAUACUACAGGAGUAUGCCAAAGUAUCAUGCUGUGAAGAUCCGCAAAGAAGAGCGCUACUUUAUCACAGAAGGCUUUACAAAGAAGAAAACCCAGAAGAAGCAAUGGGUAACAAACUGGAAAGACAAAGACAGUUACUAGUAAUUGCUUCUCCCUGAAUUGAAGGGGCCACACUGCUGUGUUCAAAUAUUUUUCUGGCUAAUAUUACAGGGAACUGGACCAGUGUAUCAACAUUUCUGUUCACAUUAGUUUAGUUCUAUUUAUAAUAACUUAUGUUUCAGUCAAAUGCAAGAUUUUUUUUUAAUGAGACAAAGUUUAUAAAGCACAGUGGAAACAUGUCUUGAUGCCUCUUGAAGUUGAUCUUUGAGCUACUGAUAGGUGCAGGAACUUAGUUUUCCCAGUGAGCUGAGAUUGUUAAGAUUUCAAUGCACUGAAAUAUGGGGAGGAGAGUGGAAAGAAGUGCUUCAUGUUAGAUAUAUUGUUAUGUAAUAAUUCUUAUUCUAAAGUAACAUGGGUUAAAGUUUAAUUUAUUGUGUUAUAAAGGGAAGAGAGGUCCGUUUGAAAUAUAGUUUGGAGGGUGGGAGGUACUUUAAUUGAAAAUCAGUUGAAGAGCCCUUGCAAGAGUUACUGCCAGCCACAAUUCUGUAUAAGAAAACCUGAAUUCAAAUUAUAAGACCAACUUGGCCAAUGCUAAUUCGAUAUCUGGUAAUCUUACAUUUGUGCUGUUAGUGUUGCAUAUCCCUUUUCCUGGCCACACUGUACUUGCAAUACAACUAUUUCCAUGAUUAUAACUUAAGUGUGAUAGUCUAGUGUAUGACCUUUCCCUCUGUGCCCUACCUAUUGAAUAGCCAUUGCAGAUUGCAAUAUUUAAAUAAGUUUCAAUUCUGUGACAUCAAUAUGCAAUUAUUAAAAGAGAAUGAGAAGUA
Molecule: messenger RNA, 4275 nt
Organism: Carcharodon carcharias (great white shark)
Lineage: Eukaryota; Metazoa; Chordata; Chondrichthyes; Lamniformes; Lamnidae
Gene: itga3b
Product: integrin, alpha 3b
Exons: 26
Coding region: 103-3297 (1064 amino acids)
Biological process (GO): cell-matrix adhesion; cell-cell adhesion; cell adhesion mediated by integrin
Cellular component (GO): integrin complex; external side of plasma membrane
Molecular function (GO): integrin binding
Source: RefSeq, a predicted model, not a curated record